AUGGAAAAUCAAUAUAGAUUAUAUAAAUUAGUAUUUAGAAAUAAAUAUAUAUCAAAUAUUAUUUUUAAUUAUGUUUAUGAAAUUAAUUCAAAAUUUAAAAUUUCAGUUUCAAGAUAUGAUAAAAUAACACUUGAAUGGAUAUCAAAAAAUAAUAAUUAUUCAUUAUUAAAAGAUAAACUUAAAUCAAAUUAUCAUUUUAAAAAGAGUGAUUUAUCAUAUAAUGGUUUAAUGUUUUUAUUUGAAUAUCUUAAAGAAUUAGAUAAUAACGAUUAUUGUAAUAAUAAUAAUAAUAAUAAUGAUGAUAAUGGUAAUGAAGAUAAAAAUGAUCAAAAUCAAAAAAAUUAUAAAAAUAAUUUAAUUGGUAAAAAUGGUUUAAAAGUUUUAAAAGAAUUUUUUAAAACAAAUUCAGAAAAUUUAUUUCAAAGUGAAUUACAUCAUCCAAUAUUUACACAUUAUAGAAAUAUUUCAUUGAUUAAAUUUGCAAUUCAUAUGAAUUGUUUUGAAUUUUUUAAAAUGGUAAAUGAAGAUCCUAAUAAAUUUAGUAAUGGUAGUAAUUGUUUAUUUCAUGAAACUGAUAGAAACUCAAUAACCUAUUCAAAAGAUGAAGAUUUAUUAGAUGUUGCAUUAAAAUAUGGAAAUUUAGAAAUUAUAAAAUAUGUUCAUAAACAUAUGGGUUUAAGCUUACAAGAUCAUCAAAAAGCAUUACAUUAUUCAUUAAUGUCAAUCAAUAGAUCAUUUGUAGUUAAAUAUUUAUUAGAUGAAUUAAAUUACGAUCCACCAAAAAAACAUACAGGUUCAUUUGAUAAUUAUUUUUCAAAUUUACUUUUAUUAGAUUUAAAAGUAUUUAAACGUCUUUAUCAAAUGGGUUCACCAUUAUUAUAUUCUGAUAGAUCUUUUACUUAUUUAUUAGAUAAUAAAUUAAAUGAUACAUUUUCUUCAGAAAAAGUUAAUUUUAAAAAAGAAUAUCUUCCAUUUAUUAAAUCUUCAAUUUAUGUUGCAAGUUUAGGUUUUAUUUCAACUGAAUCUAAUAGUAAUUAUUAUAAUAUAUUAUUAUCAAAAAUUGAAAGAUUAGAAAAUAAUGAUAUAACAACAACUACAACUACAACAACAACAACAACAACAACAACUUUAAAUAUUAAUUCUUCACCUAAUAAUGAUAAUAGUAAUAAUAAUGAACAACAAGGUACUUUAUCAAUUUUAAAAAAUAAAUUAAAAUUUAAAAAAGAAAAAAAAGUUUCCCAAGAAAUUGAAAUUAAAAGAAUUUUUAUAUUUGAUUUUUUAGUAACAACUAAAAAUAUUACAAAUACAAAUACUUUAAUUAGAGUUAUCACUGAUUUCACUAGAGAAUGUGGUGAAUAUAGUUCAUUAUCAUCAUAUUUGUCGAAAAUUUUAUCACCAUUGUCAACUUUAAAUACAACUUGUAAUAUUUUAUUAGGAAUUGCAAAUUAUUAUAGUGAUUAUAAUAUAGUUGAAAUAGUUAAUAAAUGUUAUAAAACAAAAGAAAUUUCAAAAGCACUUUCAUUAAGAGAUAGUUAUGCACCUCAAACUACCAAAAGUUUAUUCAAUACAAAAAAAGUUAGAAUUGAAGAUCAAUUAUGUUAUAUGAAAUUAUUGGUUGAAAAUAAUAUUAACUAUCCAAUUCAUUCAACAAUUAUACUUCAUCAUAUUUUAGUUCAUAAUGAUUUUCAAAUCCUAUUACCCAAUAUAAAUAAAAUAUUAAAAAUAGUUAAUAUUAUUUAUAGUAAUUUUAAUCAACCUGAAAAAGAUGAUAAUAGUAAUAGUAUUAAUAAUAAUAAUAAUAAUAAUAAUAUUAGAUAUAAUGUUGAUAUUAAAAUUUUAAAUAGAGAUAAUUCAUUCAUUAAAGAUGAUUAUUUAUCUGCUUCAAUAUUUGUUCAAAAUAAAGAUUUGUUUAUCUAUAUUUUCAAGAAUCACAAAGACUUUUUCGUUUGGGAUUUUGAAGAAAUUAACAAAAGAGCAUUGUUAGCUAAUGACUUGGAAUUGCUUGAUUUUAUAAAAGAUAGUGAUAUUGAUUAUUCAUUCUAUUUCAAAAAUGAUUUGAUUUCAAAAAUAAAAUAA
This is a messenger RNA of Dictyostelium discoideum AX4, 2076 nucleotides long. RefSeq lists its product as hypothetical. The record is from RefSeq and is a predicted model, not a curated record. Lineage: Eukaryota; Evosea; Eumycetozoa; Dictyosteliales; Dictyosteliaceae. The transcript has a single exon. Bases 1 to 2076 code for a protein of 691 amino acids.